GGUGUGCACACUUCUGACAGACUGGUUCAUGUACGUACAGCCCGACUAACCGGAUUUCAGUUUUAACAUUAUAUGUAAAGACAUUAAGGUGGCAUUACGCGCGGUGGCACCGUUGCAAUGAGGAUAGUUAAACUUGUCAUAGCGCUGCUCCUCUUGACGGAUGUCCUCUGCCAGGAGAAGGACUGGGACAACUGGAGAGGACACAUAGAGGAGAGCAAAUGGCCAAGUUCUGAAAUAAUUCAAGAUACUCUGAGGAGAAUGGUCAGAAAACCAAGACCACGGCAGUAUCUCGGUCUCAUGGGGAAGAAAGCUGCAAAAGCGCAGAUGACACAUAAACGACACAGAUUUCAAACCUUUGUGGGACUAAUGGGCAAAAGGAGCUUUGAGGAACAAGGUUCUUCAGCAGCAUUUCAGGCCGGAAGACAUCAAAGAUCUCAUUUGUUUUCCUAACUUGACCAGUAUGACAACAGCUGACGAACAAACCCAACCAUUUUCACCACAUGGUCAUUAAAAAACUGUCUCUAUAUAAACAUAAAUGGCUAUAGAAAAGGGUAAAUUGACAUUCCUGCCAAUGUUCAGAGUGCGUUUGUCCACGUAGCGCCAUCUAGUGGUAAUAAGGUAAAAUGCACCAUUACAU
Myripristis murdjan (pinecone soldierfish) is the source of this 637-nucleotide messenger RNA. RefSeq names its product protachykinin. Gene Ontology annotation, biological process: tachykinin receptor signaling pathway. NCBI's taxonomy places the organism in Eukaryota, Metazoa, Chordata, Actinopteri, Holocentriformes, Holocentridae. The record is from RefSeq and is a predicted model, not a curated record. Bases 118 to 450 code for a protein of 110 amino acids. The transcript has 5 exons.